AUGGCGAAGAAAAAAAUUUGUAACAAAGGGUUGAUAAGCGAUUUACCUGAUCAUUGUUUAUGCCACGUACUUAGUUUUCUUUCUACCAAGGAUGCUAUCAGGACAAGUGUUUUGUCCAAAAGAUGGAGGAGUCUUUGGCAACUGGUUCUCGGAUUGGACUUAGACUCCCGUGACCUAGGUCUUGGUUUCUCUUCCAGCCGGUUCUCGAAUAUUGAUGAAUUUGUGAAACUCGUUGACAAGUUUUUUAAUCUCCACAUAGAGUCAUGGAUACACAAACUCCGGUUACAUAUUCGUACUUUUGGUUCUGUUGACUACACGUCUUAUCUCACCAAAUGGAUCGAUGCUGCGACUACGCGUAGAAUUCAACAUAUUGAUCUUCAUUGCGAACUCCUCUUCAAGGUUGCAGUGAAGGUACCUUUGAGCCUUUAUACCUCUAAAACACUGGUACACUUACGACUUGUUCGUGUCAACUUGGUUAGUGCCGAUUUUGUUUCCUUACCUUGUCUGAAGACCCUUCAUUUAGAGAUGGUUAGAUAUACUGAUGAGACAACGUUGGAGAAACUGAUUUCAUGCUCACCAGUUCUAGAAGAUUUAACCAUUAUCAAAUAUACUGAAGAUAACGGAAAGGUUAUACAAGUACGCUCUCAGACACUAAAGAGACUCGACAUCGAUCAGUGGUAUGAUCGACAAUAUGGAAUUGUGAUCGAUGCUCCUCUACUCCAGUUUUUGAGGAUUAUAGCUUACGAGAUAAAGAACAUUAAAAUCAUCAAUAUAGGUCUCACUGCCAAGGUAGAUAUUGACGCCAACGUGCUCAGUAUUUUGGAUCCAAACGACUUAACCAUCAGAAGCAUGAUACGCGAUUUCCUCAUCGGUAUUUCAAGGGUCAGGUGUCUAGUCACUAGUUAUGCUACUACCAAGGACAUCUUUCUUUACAUGAAACUGGAACCUCUGCCUCAGUUUUGUAACCUGUCCGAACUGAGUGUUAUAUGUUCUAUUUCUAAUCUGGAAAUGUUGUUAAAUCUUCUCAAGAGCUGCCCAAAACUAGAAUCUCUCCGCUUGAAACUGGUUGACUAUGAAAAAGGUAAAAAAGCAGAGGUGAUGUCUUCGACAGUGCCACCGUGUUUGGUAUCGUCGCUCAAGUUUGUUAAACUGCUCUUCGGAUAUGGAUGUGGAACAAAACUAAAGGUAGCAAAGUACUUCCUAGAAAAUUCAACAAUUCUUGAGAAAUUGACUCUGAAGAAUGAUUAUAAGGAGGAAAAUGUAAAGCACAUUCGCCAAACGCUUCAUGAAAUACCAAGAUGCUCUAGUACUUGUAAAGUUGUUCUUUAUAGUUAGUUAGGAAUUUUAUUGAACAGCCAAACAUG
Camelina sativa (false flax) is the source of this 1364-nucleotide messenger RNA. RefSeq names its product F-box/FBD/LRR-repeat protein At5g53840-like. Gene Ontology annotation, molecular function: protein binding. NCBI's taxonomy places the organism in Eukaryota, Viridiplantae, Streptophyta, Magnoliopsida, Brassicales, Brassicaceae. The record is from RefSeq and is a predicted model, not a curated record.